Molecule: messenger RNA, 2187 nt
Organism: Chara braunii
Lineage: Eukaryota; Viridiplantae; Streptophyta; Charophyceae; Charales; Characeae
Source: the annotation of a GenBank genome assembly
GGCUGUAUGAAUUCAUCGUUAUGCCCUUCGGCCUUACGAAYGYGCCWGCCACRUUUCAGUCCCUCAUGGACAAGGUACUCCGCCACCAACUUAACAAGUUUGUGGUUGUGUAUCUUGAUGACAUUCUGAUUUUCAGCAAGUCCAUGGAGGAGCACGUUAAGCAUCUUCAGGAGGUCUUGCAAGUCCUCAAAGAUGCUCAACUGCACCUCAACUUGGAAAAAUCUGAGUUUGGUAGGGACAGCGUCAUGUAUCUCGGACACCGGUUAUCUGCGAGCGGCCUUGAGCCGGAGGCAACCAAGGUUGAGGUCAUCCGCAACUGGCCUCAACCGGCAAAUGUACGCGAGCUGCGUUCUUUCCUUGGUUUGGCUUCUUAUAAGCUCUCUGUCAUUGCUCAUCCACUAUCACGCCUGACUAGUAAGAAUGUUGCCUAUGCGUGGUGUGAAAAGUGUGAGACUGCGUUCCAAACCUUGAAAGAGGCUUUGGUGAGUCAUCCUGUGCUCCGCAUUGCGGAUCCCAACCUCACGUUCAUAUUCACUACGGACGCGAGCCAGUUUGGGAUUGGUGCGGUGCUGCAACAAGAUGAUGGCGAUGGCUUGCGUCCGCUCGAAUAUUACAGCAAACGCAUGCCCAGCCACAAGUAUUUGACUUGCCUGGUGGAUUCGUACGACCUCCGCAGGAAACUGAAGGAGGAUCUGAUCGAACACACCGCCAAGGAUCCGGACCUUAGUCCCAUCCUUGAGCAGCUCAAGGCAGACCCCAACAGCCAGCCUAAUUUUCAUGAAUGCGAUGGUCUUGUAUUCCGCCGGUACGGGAAAUUUGAUCGCUUGUGUGUUCCUAACCAUGCGCCUCUCCGGAAUCAUUUCCUGGAUUUGGCACAUGGUCGGAGUGGGCACUUCGGCUUUGAGAAGACUUAUGGGAGUCUUCUCCAGCAGUUCGAUUGGUCGGGGAUGAAGGGAUCUGCUCAGAAAUUUAUUGUUGAGUGUCAAGUCUGUCAGAGAACCAAGGUCCACAGGCAUAAGCCUUAUGGCCUGCUGAGACCUCUCCCAAUCCCUGAUGGCCCCGGGGAAUCGGUCUCCAUCGAUUUCACGAACAUGGGAAAGGUGAGUACGAAAGGGAAUUCACAAGUCAUGGUCAUUGUGGAUCGCUUCUCUAAAUUUCUGAAUCUGAUUCCUCUACCUCCCUAUGCACCAACUGAACUGGUGAUCGAAGAGUUUCACCAGCAGUACAUUCUGCAGUAUGGGCCCCCGAAAACUCUUAUGAGUGAUCGGGACACCAGAUUCAUCAGCAAGGAUUGGAAGGACUUCACUGCCCAGAUCUAUGACAUCAAACUGAACAUGACUUCUGGUCGACACCCCGAAGCCAACGGAUUGGCUGAGGAAAUCAACCAGACCGUCACCCAGCUGUUGCGCGCAUUGAUUGUGCCAGAUCAGAACACAUGGGAUAAGGACUUGCAUAAAGUAAACGGGCUGUACAACAACUCCAUCCAUUCUGCAACCGGUGUGACACCAAACCAGUUGCAGUAUGGAUGGCCAAUGCGCAAUCCCCUCUCCUACCUGUUCCCAGAACGGUCACCUGAUCUGAUGUCCGGCAUGCCUGGCUACAAUGCCAAGUACGCACGCUUGCUCAAAGUUGUGACCGCAGCCAUGAACAAGCGCCAGCAUGCCAUGAUCAAACAUGCUAAUAAGAUAAGCAGAGAAGAGAAAUUCAAAGUAGGAGAUUAUGUCUGGGUCAAAAUGUCUGAAUUUUCUGAGGAAGAGGGCGCUUCACGGAAGCUUCUUCCACUAUACUACGGCCCUUGGCAGAUUCUGAAAGUGAUUGAGGUUGAUUUCGGUCCUUCAUAUGUGAUUGACGUGCCGCCUCAUCUGCGCACGUACCCAGUCUUCCAUGCCUCCAAACUGUUUCCGCACAUUGAUGACAAGACUUUUCCCUUCCGAGACCCUAUGAUACCUCGCCCUAUCGAUGGUGGCCAUGAGAUCGACCGAAUUGUUUCUCACGAAGGGAGAGGGAGGAACAAACAAUAUAAAGUCCACUUCCUCUAUCACCCGUUGAAUUAAUUUUUCUGGAUCGACCGGAAAGAGCUGUUGAAGAGUGCGCCACGUGUUGUGAACGCAUAUGAACGACAGAUUGUUGAUGGACAGACCACCAAGUUUGCUGCAAAACUCACUCCGUUCGGUCUCACUAACACUC